GGGGCACCGUGUCAGUUUUCUGAGGACCUUCUUAAAGCGGCGAUCAGAGAAAAUUUGCUGUUACGACUCAGGAAAGAGAACGUGUAGAUAAGAAUUUCGAAUUAUUGUUUGAGAAUAUUCCAACUGUGUAGUUAUUUCAAGUGACCCUAGUAUAGUCCGUUUUCAUAAAUCACUGCAACAAGUCGGCCGGUAUCAAAUUUGGUGGGUGGGCAUUACCCCAUUCCCCCAGCUAGUUAGCUGGCUAGCUAGCUGAAGCUGCUAGAUUAGCUAGCUAGCUGACAUACGUGAACUACAGGUCAAGCACUUUCACAUCCAGACGUCAUACCGGCGGAGUCAUUGCUUGGAUCAAAUCUGUGUUUCUGCCAUGGACGGUGAUGCUUGUGUUGAAGAGAAGAAUGGCGGCGAUGCUGCCGUGGACCCGGUUAAGAAAGAACCAGCAGCUACAACUCCACAUAGAUAUACCAAGGAGGAGCUUCUUGAUAUCAAAGAGCUACCAAUCUCCAAUGAAAGGCCAGACUGUCUGUCAGAGAAAUAUGACAGUGACGGUGUUUGGGACCCCGAGAAAUGGCACGCCUCACUGUAUCCAACAUCAGGUCGUAAUUCUCCAAUAGAAGGCUUUAAGAAGGAGCAUUUGGAGGACAGAGUUCCUCUGAAACGAAGAAUCCCAGAUCCUCGUGAGAGGUUAAAAGAGGACGACUUGGAUGUCAUACUGAGCCCACAGCGUCGCAGCUUUGGAGGUGGAUGCCAAGGCAAUGCUGCACCUGCACUCCACUCCUCCCGGCCAAUCAGUCCACUUGAAAAUAAGGAAAAUGAGACUCUCCGUUUAGGAGGGUCCCGAAGAAUUGGAAGUGGUCGUAUCAUUGCUGCCCGAGCCUUUGAAAGAGAAGCCCGCCUUGAGAAGGAAAGGGAACGGGAUGUCAGAGACUUCAAAGAUAAAAGAUUCAGGAGAGAGUUUGGAGACAAGCGUGUGUUUAGUGAACGGAGAAGGACUGACUCUUACGCAGAAGAGGAGCCAGAGUGGUUCUCUGGAGGUCCGACGAGCCAGUCUGAGACGAUUGAGCUCAUUGGAUUUGACGACAAGAUAUUGGAAGAUGAUAGACGAAAGUCCAGGCGCUCAAGAAAGAAGGCGGAGCCUCUGAAAGAAGAAUGUAACGGACAACCAGAGGAGAAAAGUGCGAGUCUGCAGUCUUCAGCCGAUCAAGAGGUUCCUCGCCCUGAUGUGCUGCCAGAGCAGUCCACUGGUGAUUUUGACUUCAAUGAAUUUUUCAAUCUGGAGAAGACCAUGCCAGGACUGGCGUCUAUGAUAGAGGAUGUUUUAGGGGAAGGUCCUGUGUCAGCAAGCCGCUUCAGUCAGUGGUUUUCCAGCAACUUGAGCCCUUCUGGUAGCCACUCCAGCAGUCUGAGGUCCACUCCGCAUGAGGAACUAGAAAAAUUAGCAGGGCUUGAAGCCCUUGGCACAUCCUCCAGCCAAGGUCCUGCUCCAUUUUUCACACCCAUUCAGUCAUCAGAGUCCAAGGAGAAGGUGGACAUACUGGAGUUGCUGCACAAGGCCAAAGUAGACUUGAAGCCUCUUCUCUCAACCCUGUCUCUGAACAAGGCUCGCCUACGGGAAAACUCUAACUCUGGAGCAGUGCUGUCCCUGGAAGAGGUGGAGGGGGGAAUGAAGGGCAUGAAACUGGCCUCAGAACCCCAAGUGCAAAAGGUACCACCUCCACGGAGAGGAAACGGGACGCCCUUCAUGGCUGAGCACUUAGAGGAAGCUUUAACAGGUGGUCCCAGUGCUCGUCCACGUGCACAUGACACUGAUAUGUCAGCCUUUAACAAACUGGUCAGCAGCAUGAAGGCAAGUGGAACUCUGCCAAAUCAUCCUAAAACCAACUCAAGCAAUCAACCUUCAGACCAAUCUGUGGCGGCACUGACUGAAGUUUCGAUGCCACCGCAGCAAACGAAAAACAUAUUCCAGGAGCUUUUGGGAGGGACUGCUCGUAGUCGCUCCCCAGUGCUACUUGGCAACCUUUUGGGCAACUCUGAGGUCUCUGCUCCUCCCAACUCUCUACCUGGCCUGCUGCACAAGGGUCCCUCACUACCUCUCUUCCCCCAGAGAUCACCCUCCCCCGACUACUUCAACAGUCGCUUGCAACAUCCAGCAGGCUUUCCUGUUGGUGCUCAGCCCAUGAUGCCUGAUCAAUAUGCUGACAUGCACAGGUCGAUCAGCCCGGCAUCUGCAGCCCAGCAUCAGAUGAGGAUGCUCUCAAUGCCAGUGAAUCAUGCAGAUCUUGAAGCGCUAGCAUUUCAACAGGAUCUUGCACUACAUGGCCAUCACCAAUUCCCCUCUGGCUACAACAGGCUGCCACAAGACAAAUCUUUUCGGAAUCGUCCGCAGCGUGUUAACCGCUCCCCUGGUCCAGGCUCACAGACUGCUGGAAGAAACUCACCAGGAAGCGCUGUCACCAGUAUGUUAUCGCCAUCAUUUACACCUACAUCAGUAAUCCGUAAAAUGUAUGCAACAAAAGAGAAAAGCAAAGAUGAUCCGUCAAGCCGAUUCGAGUCCAAAGAGGAGGCAGCAGCGCACUCUCAAGAUGAGAACAAUUCCCCCAGUUUACACCUGGAAGCAACCGAAGGCAAUGGUGCCCAGUCUAGUGGGGUAAAGUCCUUGUCACAGACCUUGCCGAGCAAAGACCAAGAGCGACUCAGGCCACUUUCUACCGGACAUCACACACCCACCACGGCACCACCAGGACCAUCCUCGACGUUCCCGCGUUCCAUCUACCCGGUACCGCUGCUAUCCCACGUACCAAUAGUCCGCCCGCCUCCUCAGCUCCACCCCAGUGUGGUUCAACGAAUGCUGGCACAGGGAAUCCAACCCCAACAGCUUGCCCCAGCAUUGGUCCAAGCAGGAAUAUAUCCGCCACAUGUUGAACUUGCGCAACUUCAAGGCUUGCCUCCAACAAUACUGGGCCAAACCCUGUACCCUCUCAGUGCAACGGCAGGCCAUCCGCUUCUACCUCCCAGAGCAAACAAUCACAUGCAGCUGGCAGUAAUGCAGCAGCAACUUCAGCAGCAGAGACAAAUAAAUCAGAGCGUCCCAGGGGCACUGUCUCAGAACCAAGGACCCCAUCGGACAAAUGGCCCCCAGCGACACACCAGUCCCCCUCCAGGCCUGGCCAAGUGGUUUGGAUCCGAUGUGCUGGAACAGCAACUGCCCUCCAUGCCGGCCAAGGUCAUUAGUGUAGAUGAGUUGGAGUUCCGGCCCUGAGGAACUUGAUUCUGAGCUGGACUGUGAAAUAUAUUUUCCCCUUAUCUCACUGAUUGAUGCAUUUAAAUGUGAACUUUAAUUUGAAGCCACAGCACACACCUGGACAGUUCUCUUGACUUCAACCUUUAGGUCAAAGCUCUUAAAGAAAAGUAAGCCAGUCAAUGGAGAUGUUACUGCAGCUAUGUUUUUCUUUGUCCCCCGACCUUCAUUUUUUGUCCCUCUUUUUCUAUUGGACUACCGGUAGUAGUAAAUUUUGGAGUAAGUUAUGUAUAUUCACGAUUGUACAGAUGAUGGGAACUUAUCUUAGUCCCCAUGUAUAUAGCAAUGGUUUCUUUUUCUAGGUAUAGGGGAAGUGAAAUUAUGACGUAUAAAUGCUGUUAGACGGUCACUAAGAGCUCGUAGCACUCCUCCUUGUAGACUGGUUUUCCUCGUGAACUGCACUGAGAGUUACCGCAAGAGAUGGAUGGGGAGGUUUGUCGUCUACUCUUCCCUUGCUGGUGGCUCAGUUCGAUAGUUGUGGCGAGCAGGAUCAUUUCAAGACUACUCCAAGGGACUGCUGGUUGUGCCUUCUGUGUAUUUGUUUUGUUUUGAACUGUAUCCUAUACUCUCCAAACUGCCACAAGAGGAGGCAGUCUUGACAUUCCUGGAGGUGUCUGGAUUCAGUUUUUUGUGCUAUUAAGUUAUAAAGCACAGAUAGAAUGAAUAAAAAUUGUGACAAACGGUA
Messenger RNA from Hippocampus zosterae (dwarf seahorse), 3980 nucleotides. RefSeq names its product eukaryotic translation initiation factor 4E nuclear import factor 1 (gene eif4enif1). Bases 365 to 3256 code for a protein of 963 amino acids. Gene Ontology annotation, biological process: negative regulation of translation. Gene Ontology annotation, cellular component: cytoplasm; nucleus. Lineage: Eukaryota; Metazoa; Chordata; Actinopteri; Syngnathiformes; Syngnathidae. Gene Ontology annotation, molecular function: mRNA binding. The transcript is spliced from 19 exons. The record is from RefSeq and is a predicted model, not a curated record.